AUGUGUAUGCUAGCGUUCUGCGGUGUCCUCUUUGACGAGGGUGUCAAGUUGGAGCAGCUGAAAUGCUCCUGCGGUUAUACCUUUGCCGACAUACUUCGAGAGUGCUUCCUUGAACGAGAGGGACGACAGGAUGUGAAGGAGAGAGGGUGGCUGCAGAAAGCCCCGCAGACUGUGUCCGAGGCCAAGCAACAUCCUGCGAAAUUCGAAGCAUAUGUUAGAGCGCAGUUUGAGCUACACUGUAUCAGUUGCGGCCUGCGACGCCGUAUGUAUGCCGGCCAACCAGAUGCUGGCUUCGAUGAACGAAAUCUGCUUCGCGCUUUUACAGAAGUACUCGAGAUAUCCCGGGGCGAUUACGAAAGUCGUGGUUCGUCUGAAUCGCUUGCAGGGUUUCAACCCUCAUUGGCAGAUCGUACACAGCAGGAAGAUAGUACUCAGCAGCACGCAUACACACUUGAGCAUUCGCCUCAACAAGCAUCUGACUUCAGCACAAGCUUACAGCAAAAGGUGAGCGCGACGACUUCACACGAUGACAAUAUCGUUAGUGCCAACCCAACUGCACGACCUCGACUACCGAAGCCACAAUCGGGUCGCGAACGACCAAGAACGGGAAGUACAACGCAACAGGGAACUCGGCACGGGCGUCAUGCGGAUACAACGACCCUGAAGGAAGCAAACACGCAUGAUAAAGACCAAGUAUCCCAGAGGGCACAGUUAGUCAGUGGUGCUGUUCUCGACGAUGAGAUACCUUUUCGCGGUCUUACGAGUCAUGAAAGUCGCAAGCACCUCAGGAAGCCAGGAGCGGGCGAAGUUGGGGAUGAAGCAGGUGGUCGCUUGCAAAUAUAUGGGUCUAGCCCAAACACUUCGACCUUGACUGCGGCGCUAAGUCGGCAGGCAGCUGACUCAACGCAAAGCAGCGAACGAGAGAUCAGCCAAGCACGGCGUGCUCUUUCACCUCUAAUGAACAAAUUUCUGGCCUUCGAAUAUGACCAAUAUGAUAGCCUGGCCUCUUUCAUUGGCAACAGUCCCGACAUCCUCAAGGAAAACCCUAAUACUCUACAGUCGUUGAUCAUUAGCUGCCUCCAUCGAGGCGAGGCAGCAAAUGCUCGGCGGUAUGCACAACGUCUACUCAUGCUCAGAACCACUUGGCACAAGUCGCUUGCCAAGUUGAGCCGGGACACCCAGCUGCAGAAGGAGCUUGAUGGGAUGGUUGACAAAGUCCUCGAGAAGCUCGGUGAACAAACAGCUCGACGACACGAUUAA
Molecule: messenger RNA, 1260 nt
Organism: Lithohypha guttulata
Lineage: Eukaryota; Fungi; Ascomycota; Eurotiomycetes; Chaetothyriales; Trichomeriaceae
Exons: 1
Coding region: 1-1260 (419 amino acids)
Source: RefSeq, a predicted model, not a curated record